AUGUUAAGGCCCAAGGGGGCGUGGUUUGAUAACAAAGCUGUGAUCUAUUCUGAAUCAAAAGUGGGCGAUUACCAACUUCUAAAACUUAUCUACAGUGACCACUUCUUCUUCUACCAGCACCACACAGGAGAUCAUACGUCCACUAGUUGACACACCCCUUCUCACAACUCUCGGCUGUGACAAUGGCCCAGCCCUAUUCUGGGUCGGAUCUCCACUCUGCCUGUGCUGAUGGCGAUUUGGUCAAAGUCGAACAACUUCUAUCCGAUAAGAACUUUGCAAACGACAACAUUAACAAACUAGUUUUCGAUGGUGCCUUUCAAUCGGUAAUAGGUCCUCUUCAUCUUGCCGUUGAGGGAGGCUUCAAAGAGAUCUGUGAAGUUCUCCUCAAGAACAACGCUAGCACCUCUCUUCUCGACGGUGAAGGAUACACUCCGCUGCAUAUUGCCUGCAACGUUGGAAAUGUCGAUAUUGUCAAACUCCUGUUAGAGUAUGGAGCCGACCCAGAGUUUGUUCACGAGAGCUCAGGGGCCACCUCACUUCAAGAAGCUGUGUGCAGUGGGUCUUUGGAGCUUGUCGAAUUGUUGCUGCCUUACAUUAAGUCAAACGAUUUCGUAAAUAUCAAGGACAACAAGGGAUGGUCCCCCCUCCAUUUUUCCUGUCACUACGGGCAUGCCCAGAUUUCUGAGUGUCUUAUUAAGCAUGGUGCUCGAGUCAAUGACAAAAUAAAGAUCGGACGAACUGCUUUACAUCUUGCUGCCUUCGAAGGAUUCGUUGAAUGCACCAAAGUGCUGCUCGAACAUAAAGCUGACGUGGAUAUACAAGACGAAGAAGGUUGGACUGCUGUGAUACUCGCAUCUCAAGAAGGUCACCCAAACGUUGUGAAGUCCAUCUGUGAGGCUAACCCAGAUCUCACUUUAACAAGCAAAAACGGCCGCAAUGCUGUUCAUGCCUCCUGUUUCCACGGUCACUUCAUCUGUAUCAAGCAUAUUCUUGAAUGCCCCGGGGCUGAGAUGCUGAUCACUAGUGCUGAUAAAGACGGUUGGACUCCCCUACACCUGUCUGCACAAGAGGGCCACAUAGAGAUUGUUACACAUCUCUUAGAGUACCGCCAAGUCGACAUCAAUGCACAGGCCAGUAAUGGACGUACACCACUCCAUAAUGCCGUUCUCAAAGGCCGACUACAAGUGGCAGGUUUUCUCAUUUCGGCUGGAGCCACAAUAUCUGUUCGAGACACAAAACAGUGGACCCCACUCCACGUUGCUUGUCAGCACGGUUACAAGGGAAUUGCUAAACUGUUAGUCCAGAAAGGUGCACAAAUCAAUGAUGUCAUCGACAGCGGACGAAACUGUCUUCAUCUAGCCGCCUUUGAAGGGCAUACGAGUGUUGCCAUGUUUCUCCUUGAAGAAGGAAUCGAUUAUCUGCAUCAAGACAAAGACGACUGGAGCCCUCUACACCUGGCUGUCCAAGAAGGCCAUGAGUUGAUCGUUGAACUUCUGUUGGGUACGCCAAAAAUCGACGUAAAUGCUCGAGCAAAAAACAAAAGAAUUCCUCUACACUCUUCCUGCUACCAUGGUCGAAUUCAGAUUGCCAAGAUGCUACUUGAAGCCGGCUCAGACCUCACUGUUAGAGACGAGAAAGGAUGGACUCCACUUCAUUUGUGUUCACAAGAAGGUCAUCUAGACAUCGUCAAGCGACUAGUUCUCUUGCAAGCACAAGUCAAUAUUCAAGCCGACAACCGCCGUGCUCCGAUUCACCUUGCUUGUAUGAAAGGCCAACUACCAGUAGUGGAGUACUUGCUGAAGCAUGGAGCCCAGAUAGAUAUGAAAGACACUCGACAAUGGACCCCUCUCUGCAUAGCGUGUCAUCACAACCACUUUGACGUUGCCAGCUACCUGAUCAAGAACGGUGCUACAGUGAACACCAGAAUCGGUGGCGGGAGAAAUCCCCUUCAUUUGGCCGCAUUCAACGGAUUCACAGAAAUCUGUACUCUACUUCUAGACAGUGGGAUUGAUAUCAACGAGAAAGAUGAAGAAGGUUGGACACCUCUACACUUAGCGGCACAAGAAGGUGCUUUGGAAGCUGUCAAAAUACUCGUGGAUAGAGAGGCUGAUAUCACUGUUACCUCAAAGAGUGGUCGCAAACCACUACACAUGUGUGCUUCGUCUGGACACACCGAUAUUGUGGAUUACCUCAUUGUACAAGGUUCUGAAAUCAACAUGGCAGAUGGCAAACAAUGGACUCCACUUCAUUCGGCUUGCAACAAGGGACAUUUAGAAACUGCCAAAUUGAUGCUUCUCAACGGAGCCAAUAUCGAUUCUAUCAUUCUCAUGGGCCGGAAUUCUCUUCACCUUUGUGCAUUUAAUGGCCACAAAAAUGUGGCAGAGUUUUUGAUUGAUAAAGGCAUCAACAUUCACCUCAAGGACAAAGACGGGUGGACUGCCCUACAUCUUGCAGCACAAGAAGGUCACAUGCACAUUGUCGAACUCUUACUCCGAUGCGCGGCAGACGCUUCUAUCCAAGCCAACAAUCUCAGAAUACCCCUCCAUCUUGCUGCCAUGCACGGGCACGCUGAAAUUGUCGAGUUACUAUUGAAACACUGUCCUCAAGCUGACGCUCUCGACUGCAAGCAAUGGACACCACUGCACUCUGCCUGUAACAAGGGCCAAACUGCUGUUGUGCGUGUGCUGAUCGAACAUGGAGCUGAUGUUUUGAGAAUGAUCGACACUGGAAGAAAUUGUAUUCACCUUGCAGCGUUUAAUGGAGGCCGUGAAGUUUGUGAGAUUUUACUCGAUCAAGGUUGCGAUUUAUUUGCACAAGACAAAGACGGAUGGUCCUCUUUACAUUUAGCAGCUCAAGAAGGUCACCAUAGUACUGUGCAGUUGUUUCUCGAUAGCGGUGCUGACGUAGAAGUCCGUUCAAACGACGGUCGAACACCCCUCCAUUUAGCUUGUCUCAAAGGUCGAACGGAAGUUGUUCAACUGCUAAUAUCGUCAGAAGCCGAAUGUGACGUUGUAGACAACAGUAAUUGGUCACCUCUCAUCGACGCCAGCAAUGGAGGAUUCCUGGAUCUGGUCACAAUCCUACUGAACCACCAGGUCAGAGUGAACAUACAGACAAAUGUGAAACAAGAAACGGCCCUACACCACGCAGUGUAUAACAAUCAUGAGGAGGUUGCUUGCUACUUGAUCGAUAGAAAUGCUGUAUGUACGAUAUUAGAUGCGACCGGAAACUCCCCAUUUCACGUCGCUGUUACGAAAGGGAAUAAGAAAAUUGUCGAACGAAUGGUCCAAGUUGGAGAAGUUUCCAUUUAUGAGAAAAAUCGAUCCGGAGAUUCGCCUCUGAAAUUAGCCUGCCAUGCUGGGCGGUUGGAAGUAGUUGGUUAUCUGUUGCACAAAGGAGCUGUACUCAACAACAUGAUAGAAGAUGGACAAGAAGCUUUAGAAGCUGCUAGAAGUAAAGGACAUAAUGACAUUGUUUGCUUAUUAAUUAACUCUGGAUGCUUAGACGGCUGGUAUGUCGGCUAACUAUAAAUUAUAGGAGCAUCUAAUUUAUAAUAAUAUUAUUGUUUUUUAGCCUCGUGCAUUAACAUUGUAUUUGCUACAGUACAUUCAUGGAAGCACCCACAUGCAUGCAGAUGCAUUAUUAUUACGUACAUGUAAUAAUAUGAAUGUUGUUACAAGUGAAUUUGUCACAUGAUAACAAUUGGAAGUACAUGUACAUGUAAUUGACCUCUAGUAGAUCUAAAAUUUAUAUCUACACCAAACGCGGUAUUGUCUACAACACAAGCAGAAAAUAAUAAGAGCCAGCCGUAAAACUAGAGCACCAGUGUCAUGCCACACGGAGCAGGUCAUACAGGAGGAGGUCACCAUGGGGGAGGCGGGUUUCAUCACCACCACCACCAUAAUCACCAUGGACACCGUCACUAUGGCUAUGGGAGUGUGCAUACCUCCGGAGGAGUGUACUAUCGCUACGGGCAACGUCGUCGCUCUCUUGGUUGGAGUUUCUUCUGGAUGGCCGUUGUCGGGGUAUCCAUCACCUUGGCAAUCAUUUUCUCAGUCCGAUAUGGCCUGCCCAGCGAUAACAGUUCGGAUAAAGAAUACGCCCCUAACGAGACUAGGAUCAUCGCCUACUCUCCGAUCUUCUGUGAUCACAUCAGCAUCAGUACUAGUACCGACACUUUACCACCUGAUACUCGUAUCGUCUUCUCAGUGUUAUCUGAAAAACCACAGUUGAUUGACCACGACUCGUUUCAGUUCCUAGAGUCUCCACUCUUUAACUUUAUGCAGCAUGAUUACCAAUAUUGGAGCUAUCGUCUCUACCAAGGCUCCAGUUUUGGUUUCAGUGCCUGUAAGAAAGACUCCAGUGGAUAUUUCAUGUACUAUGUGAUUAAAGGUACUCGAAAUUUCAACUCUUGGGUCAAUAAUCCAAGAUCAAGUAAAGCAAUUGAUUCGAACUCAAUACCAAACUUUUGCUCCACUAGUUCUAAAACAAACUAUACCCACAAUGUGGCAACUGAAGAUGAUUACUACAUGGUAUUCUUCUUGGAACAUGGUUCAACAAGCGGUGCUUUAAAUAUUCAAUUUGACGUGUACCGUACCAAGUAUGUGCCCAUGCCUGAAAGCGAUCUCGGCAACUGUACUCUAAAUGAUUAUAAUAGUCAAUUAUGCACGGUUGAAAUCCCAUUGAGAAACAGCUAUGGCUUGCUCUCCUUGUCGGCAGAUUCCAAUGUCGACUGGUCAGAAAGCAGCAAUAUCGAUAUCGGUUGUGGAGCCCGUGUCUGGGUAUAUGUUGCUAUAUCACUACUAAGUGUGUCUUUCUUUGUAUUGAUCAUGGUGUGUAUAAUGGCUUGUUGCUGCUAUUUUGUUCGUCGUCAGAGGAAAAAGUACACUCCGCUGAGCACAUCACAGGCCACGCCCAUCAUCCCUGAAGCCCCAUCACCAACUACAGCUGCAUAUGUUACCGGUAAAGAAGCCCCUCCCCCGUACAACCCCAUGUAUGGCGGUGCAGCCCAACCUCCCAAGUAUACGUAACUAGAACCUGCUUGCAGUUCUGUGUUACUUUCAUGCCAUUUAUCUUAAUAGACUUACGUUUACUCUAUGUUGUUAUUAGUUGUUUGUCUAAAACUCCUAUAUGUUUCAGUUUAGUUCAGCACUGCUAAUCAGCAAUUGUGUAUCUUUUACUUUCGUUUCGUUUCCAGGGUUAGCCUUGUGUGCAUAAUUGCUUUUCAGCUAGUAAA
Molecule: messenger RNA, 5236 nt
Organism: Halichondria panicea
Lineage: Eukaryota; Metazoa; Porifera; Demospongiae; Suberitida; Halichondriidae
Product: serine/threonine-protein phosphatase 6 regulatory ankyrin repeat subunit B-like
Exons: 6
Coding region: 183-3524 (1113 amino acids)
Molecular function (GO): protein binding
Source: RefSeq, a predicted model, not a curated record